Molecule: messenger RNA, 6865 nt
Organism: Gloeophyllum trabeum ATCC 11539
Lineage: Eukaryota; Fungi; Basidiomycota; Agaricomycetes; Gloeophyllales; Gloeophyllaceae
Product: NADPH-dependent glutamate synthase
Exons: 7
Coding region: 186-6641 (2151 amino acids)
Molecular function (GO): iron ion binding; iron-sulfur cluster binding; flavin adenine dinucleotide binding
Source: RefSeq, a predicted model, not a curated record
AGGCGAACCUUUCCUCGGCGAGCUGACCAUCCUCGUAUUUUACAUUGGUCGAACACGAAAAUUUCCGCUGUCUGCUCUUAGUUGCUCGUCGUCUUCAUCGUCGUGCGCCUGCUCUGCCGUCUUGUCCCAGCUUUGUUCGUUGCGAGCAGCAGUAGCAGAUCUUUCUCAAACAUCGCACAAAUUCUAUGGCCCCUGCGGUUGGUCAUACGGAACUCCCCCUCGUCGCAGAUACCGUUUCCGAAGACUUCAUCGAUGGAUUCAACGCUGUUGAGCGUGAUCCCGACUCGUGGGCCGGUGCUAUGCCCGCCAACCAAGGUCUUUACCUGAACGAUAACGAAAAGGAUGCUUGCGGAGUAGGGUUUAUCUGUCAUAUCAAAGGUGGUCAGAGCCACAAGAUUGUCUCCGAUGCGCGCCAACUACUUUGCGCGUUAACUCACAGAGGUGCUACGGGUGCGGACAGCCGUGACGGAGAUGGCGCAGGCGUCAUGACAGGCAUCCCACACGAUUUCUUCAAGCGGGAGGCUGAAAGGGAACUCGGUGCAACCCUCCCAGAAGUAGGCGAGUAUGCGGUCGGCAACGUGUUUUUUAAACGCAACGAUCCUGUCGAACUCCAGAAGCAGCAAACCGUAUUCUCCAAGCUGGCCAUUGAGCUUGGGCUGCGAGUGCUCGGCUGGCGAGAAGUCCCUACCGAUGGAACUAUCCUCGGACCCGCAGCGAGCAGCAAGGAACCCGCUAUCUUUCAACCUUUCGUCGUCCUCCGUUCGCAUUAUGGCGAUGGUGCUGCCAGUCAGGGCGGCUCCUUCGACGCGAAGUAUUUUGAACGUCAAUUGUAUAUCCUUCGCAAGCACGCGACACAUAGCAUUACUCUCGCGAAGGGCUUCUAUGUAUGCUCAUUAUCCUCCAAGAACAUCGUGUACAAGGGCCAGUUAUCCCCCCCGCAAGUGUACAAUUACUACCACGACCUGAAUCACGUCUUAUACCGAUCGCAUUUCACUCUUGUACAUUCUCGAUUCUCCACGAACACGUUCCCUAGCUGGGACCGCGCACAGCCCAUGAGAUGGGCUGCCCAUAACGGCGAGAUCAAUACCGUGAGGGGAAAUAAAAAUUGGAUGCGCGCUCGCGAAGGGGUACUUGCGUCGUCGUUGUUUGGCGAUCAACUAGACUUGCUGUACCCCAUCAUCGAGGCUGGCGGCUCUGAUUCCGCUGCCUUUGACAACGUGCUCGAGUUGCUCGUUGUGAAUGGUGUUUUGACGUUACCUGAGGCCGUCAUGAUGCUGAUUCCUGAAGCAUGGCAAGGCAAUCAAAAUAUGGAGCCGGAGAAGCGCGCAUUCUAUAAUUGGGCGGCAUGUUUGCAAGAACCUUGGGACGGUCCAGCACUCUUCACGUUCAGCGAUGGGCGGUACUGUGGUGCUAACCUCGACAGAAACGGUCUGAGACCUUGUCGAUAUGUAGUCACCAACGAAGAUAUUAUGGUCUGUGCUUCAGAAGUCGGAGCGAUCUUCAUCCCUCCCGAGAAGGUCGUCUCCAAGGGUCGUCUGAAGCCGGGUCGUAUGCUUCUCGUUGAUACUUUGGAAGGGCGCAUAGUCGACGAUAGGGAGUUGAAGCACGCAACUGCUAGCAAGCAGAACUUCGCAUCGUGGAUCGAGACGCACGUGCUCCAGGUACCAAACAUCGUCAAGCGUGUUGAGCGUUCUGUAAAUAUCAAGGCUAAGCCGGACGACUAUUCACUCAGCGAGGAUCCCAAGUUACAGGCCUUCGGUUACACGGUCGAACAGCUGAACCUGCUGAUGCUGCCUAUGGUGGCAGAUGGGAAAGAACCACUUGGUUCCAUGGGCAACGACGCGGCGCUUGCUUGCAUGGCGACUCAGCCUCGGCUCAUCUAUGAUUAUUUCUGUCAGCUCUUUGCACAGGUCACCAACCCUCCUAUUGAUCCUAUCCGGGAGGCGAUCGUCAUGUCCUUGGAAGCAUAUGUGGGCCCAGAGGGUAACCUUCUGGAGAUGAAGGCGGAGCAGUGCCAUCGUAUCCUUCUGCCUUCUCCUAUUAUUUCCAUCGAGGAGAUGAAUGCCAUGAAGAAUCUGAAGGUCGCCUAUUCCCGGUGGCCCUCACGAACCAUCGAUAUCACAUUCCCGAAGGAGGAAGGUCUUCCGGGGUAUAAGCUUGCACUCGACCGGGUCUGUAGCGAAGCUGCCCAAGCUAUCGAAGACGGCGUCAAGGUCAUCAUUCUCUCCGACCGCGACACGGGGCCGACACGUGUCCCAUUGUCAGCUCUCAUUGCUUGCGGAGGUGUCCAUCACUACCUUGUCUCGCAAAAGAAGCGUGCCAAAGUUGCCCUCAUGGUGGACACUGCCGAGGCUCGCGAAGUUCACCAUCUCUGCGUCCUCGUGGGGUAUGGCGCGGACGCGAUUUGUCCAUGGCUAAUGAUGGAAGCUAUCCACAAAAUUGAGCGCGAGGGAUUGACCAAAGACGAUAAGACCGUUGAUGACCUCAUUGACAAUUAUCGCAAGUCGGUCGAUAAUGGUAUCCUCAAGGUGAUGUCCAAAAUGGGCAUCUCGACCCUACAGUCGUAUAAGGGAGCGCAGAUCUUUGAAGCACUUGGCCUUCAUACCGAGGUCGUUGAGCGGUGCUUCACUGGUACCGCCAGUCGUGUCCAGGGUGCCACGUUCGAUCUCCUUGCUCUCGAUGCAUUUGAACUCCAUGAGCGUGGCUGGCCUAGCCGGGAGACUAUCAUUCCUCCAGGUAUGCCGGAGUCCGGAGAGUAUCACUGGCGCGACGGCGGGGAGCCUCACGUGAACGACCCCGCUGGCAUUGCGAACCUCCAGGAUGCUGUGAGGGAGAAGAACCAGUCGGCAUUCGACGCGUAUACGAAGAAUGCUAACGAGCAGGCCAGAAAGAUCCAUUUGCGUGGUCUGCUUGAAUUCCGUUACGAGAAUGCGACACCGAUCCCUAUUGAUCAAGUCGAGCCAUGGAAUGAGAUUGUCAGAAGGUUUGUGACGGGGGGCAUGUCGUAUGGUUCCAUUUCGAUGGAAGCCCAUUCGGCUCUUGCUGUCGCCAUGAACCGACUUGGUGGCAAAUCUAACACGGGCGAAGGGGGUGAGGAUGCAGAACGGUCCAACAUCAUGCCUAAUGGUGAUACUAUGAGGUCUGCGAUCAAACAAGUUGCCUCUGGACGCUUUGGUGUCACCUCCAAUUAUCUGUCGGAUGCGGACGAAUUGCAGAUCAAGAUGGCCCAAGGUGCUAAACCCGGCGAGGGAGGAGAAUUGCCUGGACACAAAGUCUCCGGAUCCAUCGCUCGCACUCGUCAUUCCACCGCCGGAGUCGGACUCAUCUCACCCCCUCCGCAUCACGACAUCUACUCCAUCGAAGAUUUGAAGCAAUUGAUCUAUGACCUCAAGUGUUCAAACCCACGUGCCCGCGUCUCAGUGAAGCUGGUAUCCGAGGUUGGGGUUGGUAUCGUAGCCAGCGGCGUGGCCAAGGCCAAGGCUGAUCACAUCCUCAUCGCUGGUCACGACGGUGGUACUGGUGCGUCUAGAUGGACCGGUAUCAAGCACGCAGGCCUUCCAUGGGAGCUUGGUCUGGCUGAGACUCAUCAGACCCUUGUCCUGAAUGACUUGCGCGGUCGAGUAACCGUGCAAACAGAUGGUCAACUACGUACGGGUCGCGACAUUGCUAUAGCGUGUCUUCUCGGUGCUGAGGAAUGGGGAUUCGCGACGACACCCCUCAUCGCUAUGGGUUGCAUCAUGAUGAGGAAGUGUCAUCUGAACACUUGUCCAGUCGGCAUUGCAACACAGGAUCCUCAACUGCGAGCCAAGUUUGCAGGUCAACCGGAGCAGGUCAUUAACUUUUUCUAUUACCUUGCCGAAGAUCUCCGGUCAUACAUGGCUAAGCUUGGCUUCCGCACCAUCAAUGAAAUGGUUGGACGAGCCGACAUGCUCAAGCUGGAUGAGAAACUCAGGACGCCCAAGACAGCUCACUUAGAUCUCUCCGCUAUCUUGAAACCCGCUUGGCAAAUGCGUCCUGGCGCCGCUACCUAUCGUGUUCGGCAACAGGAUCAUAAACUGUACAUCCGGUUGGACAACAAGUUCAUCGACGAGGCGGAGCCAGCCUUGACUAAGGGCUUGCCCGUCCACAUCGAGUGUGAUGUAACGAACACUGAUCGUGCCCUCGGAACUUCGUUAUCCUAUCGGGUCUCGAAACUGUAUGGAGAGGAAGGGCUGCCGAAGGACACCAUUCACAUCAGGAUGCAAGGCUCUGCCGGUCAGUCUCUUGGUGCCUUCCUGGCGCCUGGCAUCACGCUUGAACUGGAAGGCGACGCCAACGACUAUGUUGGCAAGGGUCUCUCUGGUGGUCGGUUGAUAGUAUACCCUCCCAAGCAGUCGACGUUCAAAGCCGAAGAGAACAUCAUCGUCGGAAAUGUUUGCUUGUACGGCGCGACGUCGGGAGAAGCCUUCAUCCGCGGUAUCGCUGCGGAGCGUUUCGCUGUUCGUAAUUCCGGUGCUCAUGCUGUGGUAGAAGGCACCGGCGACCAUGGUUGUGAAUACAUGACUGGCGGAAGGGUCGUUGUCUUGGGUACAACCGGGCGUAACUUCGCAGCUGGUAUGAGCGGCGGUAUUGCCUACGUUUUGGACAUGGCACACACUUUCGCUACCAAGGUGAAUAUGGAGAUGGUUGAACUCGGGAAGGUCACCGACCCCAAGGAAAUCGCGGAGUUGAGAAGCCUGAUCGAAGACCACCGCCACUACACCGGGUCAGAAGUAGCUGAUCGCGUGCUGCGUGACUUCCACCAUCUCCUUGCCAUGUUUGUUCGCGUCAUGCCCUUGGACUACAAGCGAGUACUGGAUGAACAGGAGCGCCAGAGAUUGGAGGAGAGAGCACGGCUGAGCGUCGUGGAUUUGAUCCCGUCCCGAACGGCUAGUCAGGUUGAUUUGGCCUCGGAAGGCAUGGAGGACAUCCUCCUACCUCGGACUCCUUUCUCUCGCACCGCAUCUCACACACCGGCGCUGACUCCCAUUCGAGGCCGGAGUCACGAACCUUCCGUCGGUGAUCUCGAAGAUUCCAUGGUUGACGACCACACCACGAAGCAGCGGAUGCUGAAGCUUGAUAAGACUCGCGGCUUUAUGAAGUACAAGCGCCUCCAUGAACCAUACCGCCCUCCUCGCAAGCGGGUGAAGGACUGGAAGGAGCUGUCUGUUCGUCUCACGGAUAACGAGCUGAAGUACCAGUCUGCUCGCUGCAUGGACUGUGGUGUGCCUUUCUGCCAGUCGGAUACUGGUUGCCCUGUCUCGAACAUCAUUCCCAAGUGGAACGACUUGGUGUUCAGAGGUCAAUGGCAAGAUGCACUCAACAGGCUGCUCCUGACGAAUAACUUCCCUGAAUUCACUGGACGUGUCUGUCCCGCUCCGUGCGAGGGCGCGUGCGUCCUCGGGAUCAACGAAGCUCCCGUCGGUAUCAAGAGCAUUGAAUGCGCGAUCAUUGACAAGGGCUUUGAGAUGGGUUGGAUGACGCCGAAGAUCCCGACUUUCCGCACUGGGAAGAGAGUCGCAAUCAUCGGUUCAGGGCCGGCAGGUUUGGCUUGCGCAGACCAGCUUAACAAAGCUGGGCACUACGUUACCGUCUACGACCGCAACGACCGCAUGGGUGGCCUGCUGAUGUACGGUAUUCCGAACAUGAAGCUGGACAAGGCAGUCGUUCAACGCCGUCUGGAUCUCAUGGCUGCUGAGGGUGUGACGUUCGUACCCAAUGCUCAUGUCGGUGUCGACGUCGACGCCAAUGAAAUCCGUUCUCAACAUGACGCGGUUGUCGUGGCCACCGGCGCUACGUGGCCUCGUGAUCUGAGGAUCCCCGGCCGUGAGGCAGACGGUAUCCACUUUGCGAUGGAGUUCCUCCAGUUGAACACUCAAUCUCUGCUGGACAGCGAGCACCAGGAUGGCCGGUACAUCAGUGCGAGAGGCAAGGACGUCAUUGUCAUUGGUGGCGGUGAUACCGGUAAUGACUGUAUCGGAACCGCUCUCCGUCACGGUGCCAAGUCCGUCACCAACUUUGAGCUGCUGCCCAAGCCGCCGUCGUCGCGUAGCCGAGAGAACCCAUGGCCGCAGUGGCCUCGCAUCUUCCGUACCGACUACGGCCAUACCGAGGUCGCCGCGCACUUUGGCGACGACCCCCGCGAGUACUCGAUCUCGACGAAGGAUUUCGUGGUCGAUGAGAACGGGAAGCUGCAGGGCGUCAACACAGUGCGCGUUGAGUGGACGAAGGACAGCGGAGGCAAGUGGAAGAUGGAGGAGGUCAACGGGUCGGAGAAGUUCUUCCCGGCUCAGUUGAUCCUCCUGGCGCUCGGCUUCUUGGGUCCUCAGCAGGAGCUCGUCAAUGCCCUUGGAGUGAAGACUGACCCGAGGACUAACAUCCAGACUCCUCCCAAGAAAUACUCCACUAGCGUCGAGGGUGUCUUCGCUGCUGGUGAUUGCCGCCGCGGACAGUCGCUGAUCGUGUGGGGUAUCCAGGAAGGCCGUGGCGCCGCUGCGGAAGUGGACAGUUGGCUGAUGUCCGGCGUCACUCGCCUGCCUGUGGCUGGAGGUUUCAAAGCCAGGACCUACAUUCCCCCGCCUAGCAAGUUGACCAAUGGCACUGCGAUUGCGGUCGAAGCUUAGAAUCAAAAUAUUGGCUUUACGUGGAUGGGUUAGGGUUGUAUAUAGCGAUGUCCGAAUGGUGAAGUGUUGUCAAUUCUUUUCUUACCUCUCUUUCUUGAUGCAACCUUGUAAUGAUAGUCACGCCAGCUUGGAAAUUAUGUGUAGCCUCCGAUUUGUAACGUCGAUAAUGGAAUCUAUGUUACACCUUAUGUAUGGUAUGGUUCGUGAGAUCGAGCGGAUCAGGA